This is a messenger RNA of Phlebotomus papatasi, 3995 nucleotides long. RefSeq lists its product as uncharacterized. The transcript is spliced from 4 exons. Lineage: Eukaryota; Metazoa; Arthropoda; Insecta; Diptera; Psychodidae. The record is from RefSeq and is a predicted model, not a curated record. The coding region runs from base 553 to 3969 and encodes 1138 amino acids.
GGUCACUGUAGUAACACCGAUCAAAAGUUCUACUGGUAAACUCUUUGGUAACGCUCAAGACGUUCGAGGGAAUUUUCUUGUGGUUCCCCCCAAUCAAGUGGAUUUUUUUCAUCCUGCACAAUUAUUUUUUACCCCUGCAGGCAUAACAAAGUGUUUUAUAGUUUAAUAUGUGUAAUAAUCAAUUAAAUGGAUUUUUUCUCCAAAUUCAACACAAUCAUUAGACCUAUAUUAAAUUUUUUGUUUUAAUAGUUUAAUUUAAUUAAUUGUGUAUCAUUUUAAUUGCAAUCCCAAGUUUUGUUGAAAACAUUUCGAGUUUCGCAAAAAAAGAGGUUUUUUUUGAUGAAGUGUUUGUCUUAAUAAAAAAUUUGUAGUUUUCAUGGAUAACAAACAAUAUAAAUCAGUUUUUUAUGUGAACAUAGUGAAAUACUAGAUGUGUUUAGAUGAAUGGAGGAAAAGAAAUACUCAGAAGACUGGUAUAAGACGUUGCGUAUAUCUGCUUAAUGAUUUUCUACUGAGAUAAUUUACCUUUCGUGACGUCACAGCAUCUUGUACAUGAAGAUGAAAUCGUGCAUUUCGCUCCUGAUUGCUGUCUUCUUCAUUGAAGUUCAAUCAAUCUCAGCACUUCAGACACAUUUCAACAAAUCUUCUGAACCAUUGUCACCUGUUUAUGUUCAUACUGUCACACCAUUGCCUGUUUCCACGGCAGAAUGGCCACCUCAAACCACAACAAGUCCCUCACAAAUCAUAACAGCAGAAUCAGCGUCAUCGGAAGCACCAACGACAGAGAUUAAUUUCACUUCCACAGACGCCAAUAAAAUUAAAACUAAAUCAACAGUCACGAAUCGCACAAGAACCAUUCAGAGGCUAGUCGGAGGUCACUUACAACAUCAAGCGUCACGGGAAAGAACGCGCAAUGACACACUAACGUGGUCAGAUAAAUUCUCCAAAAUAUACUUUCGGCGAAAAACCAGUCCUUCGCGGAAUCAACCAAGAAACCACACCAAAUCAGUAACAACACGACGACCAAUUAGGAGAAGACCUACGUCAUACAAAGAUCCUUUGGAUGAUGCAGCUCUCCUUGAGGUGGAUUCAAUUGGAAGCAAUGGGAUUGAUAAUUGGGAUAGUGGACUGCUGAGGGCGAGUGCAGGAGCAGGGAAGGAAGCAUCGAAAAAUGCUACAGGGGAUGGGAAGAAGAAGGAAGAGAAGACAAAGACUCUAUCUGACCAAGUGGCUGAGGGGAAAUAUGGACUGAUCCAGAAGGAGAUAUUUCAGAAGAAACCCCAAAGACCAGGGAUUAUCAGCUAUCUGCCAAAUCCCGAAACUCCCAGUGAUAAUAAUAAAACAUACGGAGGAUUGAGUGAAGAUGAUAUCUGGCUGGCAGAAGAUCAUCUCUUGGUCCUGAAAGGGGGUAGUUUAAAUAAAAAGGGCAAGGAUGAGUGGAAACCAAUAGAUUCCUAUGAAGCACCACUUCGUCAAGUCAAAAUACCACCCAAUCCAGAGGUACCGCCUCCAUUUCCUGUGCAGCUCGAAGAAAAUGGGCCGAUUGAAUUUAUCGGAAAUAGUCAAGUGCCGGUCUUCAAUCCAUUUGCGAAUGAAUCGCUUUUCUUACACCCCGGCGCCACGCCAACACCGCCUCCCAUCGGUGGCCAUCCGCCGGACUUUUUUGCCGGGCAGAGACCGCCUGGAAAUUCUUCGCAAGACCCCUUCCCCUACCCGCCACCCAUACCGCCGUGGUUCCUGAAUAACAACGCUACGUUUGCCAAUCCCUUCAUCAAUCCACCGCCAUUCUUCGGUCCUGGCUUCCCUCCGCCGCCCUUCUUCAUCAACGGAUCGCUUGAGAAUAUCAACAUGACGGAAUUCGACGAAGAUGAUCCAUCUCUCUACUACCCACCACCUUAUAGUUUCACCUACAAAAGCAACUACAGCAACCCCGUACCACCAGGACCAUUGGUACCCGGAAUUGUCCUACCGCCUCCACCAAAUUUCUUCAGUCGACUCGAAGGAGAUCGCAAAGCUACAACCACACGACCCCCUGUGUAUCCAUCUCGUACAACUAAGCUUUCCAAGCACACUACAACUAAGCCUGCAGUUACGAAACUGACUACAACAACCAGGGCUCCAAUUAUUCCUGGUCAUGUAGAGUUACACAAAGUCCACAUUCCACGGUACAAGGAUAGGGAAAAUGUUGUAGUCAGCUUCCAUCCAACAACAUCAACAACCACUACGACGACAACACCGCCAACAACAACCACAUCAACAACGGUGAAAUCAAUAACUACGUUGAAAAAGGUCACGAAUUCAACACCCAAUGUCAUCCAAUUCAUUCCAAAGAUCAAACAUCCGUCAGAUGAUCUGUUUAGGGGUAGUAAUCCGAUAUAUUUCGAAUACUUCGAUGCUCGAAAGUCACCAAACGCAUACCUUCCUCCUGUACCGGAGUCAACAACACCGGCUCCGCCUCCAACUCCAAUUAUCCCAGUGCGGACUGUGGGCAGUCGAGAGAAACCUAGACCUAUACCGGUAUAUAGUGAGCAUACGACAACCGAAGCUCCUGCGAUCUAUCUACCAGAAGUCAAUGGUUUCGAUUACGACAAGUACCUCUAUAUAACGCCUCAGCCUGAAAUUCAGCCAAACGGGUACACGAAUUUCGGAUCCUUAGGUCUAGACUACAGACAGCAACUGCCAAAGGCAACAAAGAUAUCAACUAAACCUCCGAUAGGAUCAUUCAAUCAGGAAAUUGAAACUAUUAGGCAAACUCUCAAGUACUACAAGAAUCGAAUACCCGUUGAAGUGACUCAGCUUCCUAGGACACCUAAAGCUAAGGCUGUGUAUGAGUAUUCGUUUGAUGCGGUUGAAGGAAGUACUCUGAAACCACCGCUAAGCUUCAACAACCCCAUUCAGAUUGAUACUACACCCUUCAAACCCAUGGUGCAGUACAGUGCACCAUUGGGUGGGGAUAUCAAUGGCUUCAAGCCAUUUGGGCAGAGCUUAUCACCGGCCUACUACUCAACAACACCUAUAACACCAGUUCAGUACUUCAGGAAGAAGCAGUCUAGCCGUACCUCUCAGAGACUACUACCUAUCCUCCAGUCCAGUACGGAAAACCCUCUGCCGACGUACUACACAAAGAAGGAGACAGCUCUUCUUGAUGACAUCACAAAGAAGUAUUUCAAUAUCUUUGGACAGAAAUUGUCAUUGGCUUCUGAAUACGCAACAGAACCAAUGAGUCCGGCAAAUAUUGAAUUCACAACGCCCACACCGGCUGUUGGUAGUACAACAACGCCUCAUUGGAUAUCAAUUGAGAAGCAAGUGUUUAGGGAAUUGGAUCCUCAAACUCGUCGUCCAAGUGCACACAGAGCACUCAAUUACUACUCGAGAAAUAUUCGUCCACUACCACUACCCUUCGAUGGCUACCACUAUGAAAGGCCUGAGGGUAGACCCUUCCCGUCCUACUACCAAAAUCCUCAACUUGAUCCCUAUAUGAGGCAAAUUGCUCUGUUGAGGCAAAAACUCCGGCAGUAUCCACAACAUCAACAGCAGCAACAACAGAGAGACUCAACACAGCAAUACGAUUUAGGAUACUUAAAUGACACUUAUGUGAAGUACUACGAACAACGACCCAAUAAAGAUAGUGAAUUCCUAGCACAUCAGAAUCCUCCGCCACUUCCACAAUAUCAACAUAUUGUCAACGCACCCAAUCGAUACAACAACUACUUCCCCAAUCGUCAAAGUCAACAGGAACCCCAACAACCAAUAUCUCUUCACAAAGACACUCUGGUCAACUACAAAUAUCCCCUGCCAGCUGCAAAUCCCGACAGUGAGUACAUUCCUCCGAAAUUGCAACAACAGCAACAUAAACAACAUCAGUACUACAACAACAGACCCUACGGAAAUCCUGUAAUCCAAUAUCAAUUGGGCGAACAAUCACACGUCUAUUUUAUCACACCACAAGAAAACAAGUACAAAGACUAGGAUUUUCUAAAUGAAGAAAAAAGAAA